UGGCCGACGCCCUCUGCCGGCUGCUGCCGACCAAGCAGGCGCCGGCCGACGCACGUAGCCUACUGGUAGAGCUGCUGAGCGGCGACGAGGCGAUGGCGGCUGUGUACCGGCGGGGCGAGGGGGCCGUCUACCGCGCCGUCCGCCGCUGGCUGGCCGCCGCCGACCAGCCGACCGCCGACGAGGAGCUCGUGGCGUGCGCGUGCCACGCGCUCGGCAACUUCGCGACGAACGAUGACCACGCCCUUGCGAUGGUUCGCGCCGGGGUGCACCGUGACCUGGUGACCCCGCUGACCUCGGACAGCAUUCGGCUGCAGAUGGCCGCCCUCAGUCUUCUGCGCAACCUCAGCCUGCCGGCGGAAAACAAAAUGGCGCUGCUGGAGGCCGGUCUGCUGGGCACGCUGCUCGGACUUUGUGUGGUCGAGCAGCCGGUGCUGUUCAAGUAUUACGGCACGCUGCGGCUACUGGCGGGCGACAGUGGCGCCGCUUGUGGCGAGCUGGCGAGUCGGCCGGGCCUGCUGCGCCAGCUGGCGGCGGACGGGUGCCGGGACGGUCCUUACGGGGUACAGCACGAGGCGGCCCGCCUGCUGGCCAGAGUCGUCCGCACGGCCAGGAGCGAGGUGGCGUCACGCGCUGUGAUCGAGGCCGACGGACACGGCAGCCUGGUGCGCCUGCUGCAGUCGGACAGCGCCAUCAUGGUCAACGAGGCCAUCAUGGCGCUGUGUCUCACCGCGCCGCACACGCCGCCGCAGCUGAUUCUCAGCUCGGAGUUUGUGCCGGCGCUGAGUCGAGUCAUGACUCAGGACUCGUUCCCGGUCCAGGUCAGGGAGAACGCCGUCACACUGCUGCAGCUGCUCAGGUCAAAAGAGGACGACGCGCUGCGAGAGAGCCUGCGCCGGGUGCCCCAGCCGGACCUGAGUGGGACAGUGGACCGAUAGGUGGCGCCUGCCGCGAGCCCGCGCGCUACAGCGCGGAGCAUGGCCGCGCUCGAGCUCCGGCGGCUCUCGGUCCCGCCCUCGGGUGUGUGUUGAGCAUCACAAUCAACAAGCUCCUGGAUCGCCAAGAUUUUAAUGGCAACACUCCAACCUUACAGGGGUCGGCGCGGCGGCGAACGUGGACGAUAUUUCCUGCGGGAUGUCGAGGAGAGCCGGCCGGUACCAGUGCAUGCCUUUGAUGAGCCUUGGACUGGCGGCUGAGCAGUUUUUUUUAGUUCCCUUGCACAUCGCAAGAUGGCAGUACCUGUGCACACCUGACUUGGCACUCGUGUCAUUGGGGCCUUACGACAUGCUCAGCUGUCGAGGACUAUCUGGUGUCGCCUGCCCCUCACUCCGGCAGAAAGGGCGGGUACCGCGGGGAAUCGAACCCCGUACCUCUGGUGUCCCAGACAUGUAGUGGCUAACGUAGACGCGGUAACAACUACACCAUCGGCAUCAGAGUUGUCAGACUCGCUCCCGCUCCUUGACGCACUGUUCUGUGGAGAUGCCUUGUGCGUUACGCGUUGUUCGCAUGGCAUUUGACAUUUUUCUAUCUCCGUCAAGGGGCGUUACCCGCCCUCGCUCCGCUUAACGGCGUAUGCUGUGUGUGACGUCAUUCCAUGUGCUCUGUCGUGUGUGUGACGUCAUUCCAUGUGUUUUGUCGUGUUGUUAAGCGGCUAACCAGAUGUUGCAUACAUCGUGCCAAGCGUGGUUACUCUACCAGCGACCUCAGUCGAGGACUAUGCACUGUCUGCUCUGUUCAGCCGUGGGCGGAUCCCCCACCGCCACGGGUCGGAUCAUGCCACAGCAGGACCCUCAGCCUCCCAGGCCGUCCGCCAUAUAUGCCGCCUGCGCCACUCCGCUGCCGUCGCUCUCCGGACCUCCGCCGUCGGGCCCUCUCCAGCCGGGCCGUCGCCCCCCCCCCCCCC
This is a messenger RNA of Pollicipes pollicipes, 1900 nucleotides long. RefSeq names its product visceral mesodermal armadillo-repeats (gene vimar). The coding region runs from base 93 to 935 and encodes 280 amino acids. Gene Ontology annotation, molecular function: guanyl-nucleotide exchange factor activity. The transcript is spliced from 6 exons. Gene Ontology annotation, biological process: positive regulation of GTPase activity. Lineage: Eukaryota; Metazoa; Arthropoda; Thecostraca; Pollicipedomorpha; Pollicipedidae. The record is from RefSeq and is a predicted model, not a curated record.